This is a messenger RNA of Paramecium sonneborni, 1457 nucleotides long. Lineage: Eukaryota; Ciliophora; Oligohymenophorea; Peniculida; Parameciidae. The record is from the annotation of a GenBank genome assembly.
AUGUCGAGAUCAUCCAGAAGAAACAGUUAAGCCAUCGGUUCUCUAUUAGAUUAUACAAACUCUGAUGAUACUUAUAAUGUCAAAGCCAUCAUUUACGAAAAUCAUAAUCAAAAUUUGCUAAUCCUUAAAACACAAAAAUUAUAUAAUUCAUCUUUCUUGUUACAACAAAACGAACAAUUAAGUGAAUUGUAUUUUUAAUACAUUUAAGCAUAAAUAGAUAAAAAUAUUCAUACAAAAUAAGAAGUUGAGUAAUGGGUUAAUUAGCAAAAUGAUGAAGGGUUCACAGCAUUGCACCUUGCAGCAUACCGAGGCUCAUUGGUAUUCUUAUUUAUAAUAUUAGAAAACAAUAAAAUUGCUUGAAUAAUAUUGGGCUGAUUACCAAAUCAAAAAUUAUAAAGGUAUUAUAGCUUGUUAUAAAAGAUCUAACGGUCUUACAUACUGCAACUUAAGGAGAUUGCCCAUUAACAAUAUAUUAUUAUCUUAAGAAAGGAAUAUAAGUUAAUAUUGUGGAUAAUAAAGGUUCAUCACCAUUACAUUGGGCUGCUUAUUCUGGUGCAUUCAAUGCAGUAAAUUUUUUGAUCUCAUGGAAUGCUAAUUUAAAUCUUGAAGACACAGAUACUUCUGUCACUCCAUUACAUUUAGCAACGAUGUAAGCGAAUUCUAGAAUAGUUCGGAAACUUUUAAUGAAGAGAGCAGAUCGUUCAAUAAAAGAUUCAAGUGGGAAAACUGCUUUAGACUUAGCAAUUGAAAGCGACUAUAAGACAGUUGCAACAAUGAUUGUAAAUAUUGUUAAUCAACUUUAGCGAGAUAAAAAUGAUAUUCUAAUUUUUUGCAAUGUUCGAUAGUCAUUCAGACCUGUCACUUAAAAGAGGAAUAGUUAGAUUGCCUUUCUAUCUAUGUAUAUGACUUGUUUUUUACUAACAAUAGCGUUCACUUUUCCAUGUAGAUAUCUUAUUUCAAUAGUUAAUACUUGGAGUUAUAAAAACUAAAAUAAAAAAAAGAAGUUUAGUACAAUUUGGAUGUGGAUAUUUUUUGCAUUAACGAGCAUAACUGUUAUAUUUUUCUUUAUAUCCUGUUCCAAAGAUGCUGGAGUAGUAAAAACAGAUAAUAAAUUAGAUAUGUUAUAAACAUUGGAACGAUAUAAUUGUUCAAACAUUUGUGCUGAUUGUAAAGUAUUUUUACAUACACUCAUAGUAGUUGGUUAGACCUAAAAGAUCAAAACAUUGUGAUGUUUGUUAGUAAUGUGUUAUGGUUUACGAUCAUAAUUGUCCUUGGAUAAAUAAUUGAGUUGGAGCAAAGUAAAUAAAUUAUUUAUACAACUAGAAAUCACUUUGUGUUUUAUUUUUUCAUUAUCAGUUUAUUUUUGGAAUUUAUUCUGCAAUUCUUUAUGCAAUUUUCUCAUUAUAAUUUCAAUAUGGUUCAGAGAUGAUUUACAUUUACUGAAGAUUGGCUUUUGA